UCAUCGAUGGAUAAUUCAAUUCAUCAUCAAAUCCAUUAAAUAAUAAAACAAUAACUUUCAUAGUAAUAAAUAAAUCAGAAUUUUCCGAAAUAUGGUCAAAUUUCAUCAUCAUCAUCGACAUCUACAAUCAUCAUUGCCAAAAAUGACUUUAUUGCCCAAAUUAACAGUUGCCACAAUCAUAAAACGAUUAUUGUUCAAUAAUCAUAAAAACAAUGAUAAUUAUUCAAUAAAACAUUGUUCAACAUUGCCAAAAAUGAUAAUCAUUUUGAUUUUGAUCAUUUCGAUAACAUUCAUCACAAAUGUUCAAGCAAAUUCAUCAUCCAAUAAUGAACCAAUCGCACAAUCGGAAUCAAUUUCAAAAUCAACAUUUCAAUUGCGGCCAAAAGAUGGCGUACAAAAUGGUGAGGGUAAGUCUUAUCCGGCGACGAUAAACAGCAGUACAACAACGGCUAAAGAUAUUCGAAAACUAUUAGAAGAUUAUGUUCAAUAUCUGGCAAAUUUACCGGAUAUUCGUAAAGAAAUCCGUGAGAAAAAUAGUCAUUCUAAUAGUAAGAAAUCUCAGCAGGAUAUUAUUUCAACAGCUGAAACAAGUGAUGAAAAAGCUAUCCAUCCUCGGCUGACAGCCUAUCAAACAUUUGUACCGAUAACUAACCAUCCAAGUUCUCAGGGAGAAUAUGUUUAUCACCACGAUUUGAAUGAAGAUGAUGAUGAUGACGAUAUGAAUGAUGAACGACGACAACGAUUACGAAAUAAUUUUGGCGAAUCAAAUGUUGUAGCAAAACAACAAUCAUCAUCAACAAAACCGCAACGACAAUCGAAUACAGAUCAGAAUUCAAUCAUAAUUCCUACUAAUAGAUAUGCUGACAAAUCUAGUGUAACACUUGGUUUGAAUGAUGAAGAGCUAAGUUCAUUUAUUAAAACUGUAUUAGGAACUGUUAAAACGAAAAAUGAACCAACAACAACAACCACAGAAUUACCAUUAGCGUUGAUCGAUGAACAAGAUGAUGAACAAAUGAUGUCCAAUAUGACUAACAUCAAUGAUGGAACUUAUAAUAAUGAUCUUGCCAUCGAAGAAUUGAUGGCCUAUGUUGACCCUGAAGAUGACGAUAAUGAUGAUGAUGAUGAUAAUAAUAACAACAAUAAUGAUGAUGACAAUGGAAAAAUCGCAAAUAACUUGAUAGAACAUCAACAGAAUAGUUCUAUGAAUGAAACUUUCUUAGAAACAAGUACUAUACAACCAUUAAUGAUGGAAACAACGACAUUCGAUCCAUUAUUAUCCGAAAUGAUUGUUACAAAUGAAACAAAUAAUAUUUCCGGUGAAAAAUCCGUCUUCAAUUUGAAUAAUGUUGUGGUUGAUGAUGAUGAUUUGUCGACAACUACGAUGAAAUCGAUAAUCGAGAAUCGAAUCAAUUUGACAAAAAUUACGGAUGAAUUUUAUCAUAAAGAAAAUAAGGCUAAUGAUUCAAAUCAACAACAACCACAUAUGUCGGAAAUAAAUCAGAAUGAUUUAUUGGAACAGCUAAAACGAACACGAGAAUUAUUAAGUAUUCAGAUUGAAAAAUUGAAAACAUUAGAACAAACUGUGUUUCAGCGACGCAAAACUACAGCAGAAACUGCAACAACAAUAACAGCAACAACUGUACCAAUGAUUACAACAGAAUCACCAUUGGAUAUGACGACCGAAUCAAAUUUGAAUCAUCUUAAUGAACAUCAAGAUAAUCAAAUUGAUCAACCGUCAAUUGGUGGAACCUAUAUUUUUGAUAAAAAUUUACUAAAUAAUGAAACAUCUCAUGAAAUGCUAACGACAAGUGCGCCAGAAUAUUCAUCAUCAUCAUUGAGAAACAUUGAAAUGACUUCAUUGAAUAUUGAUAAGAACAUCACGGCUAAGGCUGUUGCAACCACUAUUCAGCCAAAUGAUGAUAAUGGAUCCUAUUAUGAAACAACAACAGCAAUUCAAAUACCAACUUAUAAACAUAAUAAUAAUAAUAAAGAGAAAAGUUUUCGAUUCAAUUUGAUAAAAGAAAAUGGCAAUAAUAAUAAUAAUAAUGAUGAGAUAAUUUAUUCGAAAAAUUCUCCACAUUCAUCCAAAUCGAUUCAACCAAAUGAUGAUAUUAUUGAAAAGAAUAAUAUUAAUAGAAACAACGUUAAAAUUGUCAAGUCAUCAAAUAAAGAUCAAAAUAAAAUAAGGAUAAAUGUAAAUCCAGCAGUUUCUAUUUUCAAAAAUAAUCAAGCUAAACAAACAGAAUCGGAUUCAAUAAUCAAAUUGAAUGAUAGUAAUUAUGACAGAUCAAUAUUAUCAUUGAAAACGACAGCUAAACCAUUAUUAAUGCCAAUCAUUCAACAAAAUAAUCGAUUAACAUCGUCGAUUGGUAAUGAUGUAUCGAAAAUCGUAAUACCAAUAAUUAAUUCAUCAAUGAUUGAACCAUUAAAAUCACCAUCUUCAUUGUUUGCAAUGGAUGAACCAAAUUCAGUUCUUAUCUUAUCACAUAGUAAUGGGGGUGAAGAAGAAUCUACCAAUAAUAAUAACAACAAUAAUGUUAAUAUUAAGAAUAAUGAAUCCAAUAUUGAAACAAUGAUAUUAACUCAUGUGCCUAAAAUAACUAUUAUUCAUAAAAUUAUGAAACCAAUUCGUACAAUUAAUGGUAACAAAAACAAUAACGUAAUAAAAAUCGAUAGACAAAAUAUAAAAGAUCAAUCAAUCGAUAAUAUCGAUAAUCAAAAUAAUAAUAAUAAGAAUCGAGAUUAUUUAUUUGAAUCGGAUGAAAAUAUCUAUCAGGAAGCAUUACGUCGUCAUCAAGAUCUAAUACGAUCAACAAUGUCAUCAAUGUCAUUAUAUCCGGCAUCAAUAAAACGUUAUCGUAUAAAAAAUGGACCGGGAAACAAUAGUCGAAUCAAUAGUGUGGGUGAAAUUUAUUUAUUACCAAAUUUUUCUACAACAAAUAAAUCACAACAAAAACAACAACAGCAAACAAAUUUUACUACAUCUUUUGUUAAUAAAAAUAAUCAAUCAAAAUUGAUAGAUGUACCAAUAUCGUUAGCUAAUGAUUCAUUGUUGUUAUCGAAACAAAUUCAUACAAUCAAUAAUGAUUAUUCUAAUACGCAUUAUAGUUUAGUAUCGGAAUCAAAGGAAACAUCUGUUGGAUCAUCAAAAACAAUGAACAAUUCAAAUAAUAACAAUGAAAAAAUUAUUGAUACAAACAAGAAUUUUUAA
Messenger RNA from Dermatophagoides pteronyssinus (European house dust mite), 3211 nucleotides. RefSeq lists its product as uncharacterized. Gene Ontology annotation, molecular function: chitinase activity; chitin binding. NCBI's taxonomy places the organism in Eukaryota, Metazoa, Arthropoda, Arachnida, Sarcoptiformes, Pyroglyphidae. Gene Ontology annotation, biological process: carbohydrate metabolic process; chitin catabolic process. The record is from RefSeq and is a predicted model, not a curated record. Gene Ontology annotation, cellular component: extracellular region.